This is a messenger RNA of Fusarium vanettenii 77-13-4, 1053 nucleotides long. RefSeq lists its product as uncharacterized. Bases 74 to 934 code for a protein of 286 amino acids. The record is from RefSeq and is a predicted model, not a curated record. NCBI's taxonomy places the organism in Eukaryota, Fungi, Ascomycota, Sordariomycetes, Hypocreales, Nectriaceae. The transcript has 2 exons.
CACUGCUUCAUUUUACUACCAUACCGAUAGACAUCGCUCAAGUGCUGACCUUGUCACAUCGACACUAAUCCAAAUGCGACACACAAUUAAACCCCAGCCCUUGGAGGGCAAUGGCGCGCGAUCUCAUCAAACGAAAAGCCUCAAAUCGACCUCGCGUAAACAUGCUGGGUCUUCUAGGCAGUUGGACCAGCUUUCUCGGCUUUACGAUGACGCUAUGGAUCUUUUCAACCAAUCUGCUCUUGCAGCUUCUUUUGAAGAUAUGCUCAAUGUGAAGAACCGCCCACGGAUCACGAGACUCGUGUCUCUUGGUCUUGGCAGUCUCUUGGACUCGAAAGACCAACAACGCCGAAUUAAGCAACUUGUUAUCUUUAUGGCUAUCGCAUCUCAUCUCACAAUACCAAUGACCGAGAAGGGUCCGCUCACGUUAUACGCCCAAGAUCCCACUUUUACAGCCAUAGACGAAGCUUUCCUCAACGGUCUUGGCAUUACUGUGCUCAGGACGCCAUCUUCAUCAGAUUUGGGUGAUGCAGGGCAAAUGAUCAAUGAGGAGACCCUUGUAUACAGCCCUUUUUUGACCAUCGCCACAUACAAGUUGUUGUUCUCUCAAUCAUUACACACAUCAACACAAUCUUCAGGAUCACCAAAGAUUCCGAUCCUCGUCAGCGACGACUUUAACGCCUUGAAGCUCAAGUGGGAUAAACGGACUAGCGAGCAUCGAGAUGUGGAGACCUUGAUAAAGGGAGCAAAAGCCGGCAACUAUCGUCGUCGCGCAGUUAAUGGGGAUGGUUUCUGGGCCGAGUCAGAUCGACCGUUCCCUCUGGCGAUAUACUGGAGGCAAGCAGCUGCUCAGCAGAAACGACGUGUAGAACGGGAGUCUUGCGCUUCGGCGAUGAACUUCACACGGGAAAGCCAGGCCAUGUCUAUUCAAGUAUAGAUGACAUGUUUGAAGAAGAGAAGGCAUUCAUUUCGGGACAUAAUAGAGGAUAUCUAUAGAAGUGAGCGAUGUAGCGGGGCGUUACCGGGCAAAAAUCGAAGAUUAUACAUGAUAUAUUU